CUUGUUUGAGGUUAUAAACAUGCUGUUUUUAUUAUGUCCCAGAAUGUUGCAUGAGUUUAUGCUUUUAUGUUUUCAUACCUGACACAAAGCUAUUAAAGCUAUUUAAAUUGAAAUCAGCUGAAAAACACCAGUAACCAACUGAAUCCCAAAAACAUCUAUGUGAAUCUUUCAGCAUGAAUCAUUAUGUCAGCUAAGGAAAUGUGUAAUAUGGGCUAUGGAACACUAUGUUUUAGGAAGUAAAACUUUAGGAUUCAAUAUCGAGAGAUUUAAACAUGGUGGUUGAACUUCUACCUGAAAAAUGGAAAUGCAUGCAAUCCAUGUUCAGUGCACUUAACAGAAAAACAAGGUAAUUACUGAUAAUGGAUUAAAAAAAAAAAAAAACAGUUUAUUUUGAGGAAAAUAAGGAGUUGUGCAUCGAGGAAUUUGUCUUGACUAUAGUCAUGCGUGAUCAUUUAUGCCUUUUUCAUCUUCAGUGUCAAACUGUGCCUAGUUUCGAGAGUUCUGUUGUUUAGCCUGAUGAGUAAAAUGUGAAACAAGUCAGGCAGGCAGUACAACUUCUGCAUUAAUGACUUUUAAUGGUAUCUAUUUCUCCAAACAGCUUUCCAUUCUCUACCCACUAGACUCCAUUCUGCUGUUAUCAGUCACCACAUGUUGGCCUUUCAAGGAUGAAAAAUCAAUACGGACUCACACACUCAACUCCAUCUCUGUAAAGUCGUCAUUUUCACAAGGAGUGGUGUAUGCAUCAGGGACGGACGUUUUAUACUCUGAGUGAAAACACGGACAGACAUUCUCCUUAAGAACAAUGUCGUCAGAGCUUGAGAAAGCAAUGUUAACCAUUGUGCAGAUCUUCCACAAGUACUCCAGACACAAGUGUAAGCUGAAAAAGGCAGACCUGAAGGAUCUUAUUAACAAUGAGAUGAGCCAGUUUGUUUUGAAAAUUCGGGACAAGGAUACCCUUGACUUGCUAUUUUCUGAUCUGGAUCAGAACGGAGAUAGAGAGAUCGACUUCCAGGAGUUCAUUCCUCUCAUCGCCAUGGUGACAUCAGCGUGUCACGAUCUGUUCAUGACGGAGCAGAAUCAUUAA
This is a messenger RNA of Ictalurus furcatus (blue catfish), 1084 nucleotides long. Its product is annotated as protein S100-B. Gene Ontology annotation, cellular component: cytoplasm; nucleus. Bases 803 to 1084 code for a protein of 93 amino acids. Gene Ontology annotation, molecular function: calcium ion binding; RAGE receptor binding; transition metal ion binding. NCBI's taxonomy places the organism in Eukaryota, Metazoa, Chordata, Actinopteri, Siluriformes, Ictaluridae. Gene Ontology annotation, biological process: positive regulation of canonical NF-kappaB signal transduction; positive regulation of cell population proliferation. The record is from RefSeq and is a predicted model, not a curated record. The transcript is spliced from 3 exons.